AUGAAUGAUUGUACCAUCAUAUUGCCGGCGGAAAAGGACAAGUGGCUAACUUUCCGCAACGUAAACUACAAGGAGCGAGUACUCUUCAUCGUCUACGCUGACCUGGAAUGCGUACUGCGGAAGACACAACCUGAUACGGAGCCGAUGACAUAUGCCUAUCAACAACAUGAGGUAUUCAGCAUUGGAUACUACGUGCGAUGCUCGUAUGACGACGCGUUAUCCGUAUACCGGUUUUGUCGCGAUAAAGAUUGUGUCACAUGGUUCGCCAAACAACUCGAAGAAUUGGCGCAUCGAGUUAAAUGUAUUUUAUCCGCUAAUGUUCCCAUGGAAACGUUAUCAAAAGAGCAAUUGGAGGCAUACCGUAGCGCGACACAGUGUCAUAUCUGUGAAAAACCGUUUGCGCCGGAUGAUACACGGGUGCGUGAUUAUUGCCAUCUGACCGGUCGUUACCGCGGUCCCGCGCAUUCUUCAUGCAACUUAAAUUAUCAAAAUGUAUCGUACAUACCGGUAGUCUUCUAUAAUUUAUCCGGGUACGAUUCGCAUUUUAUUAUUAAGGAAAUAGCGACAAUAUUUAAAGGAAAAAUUGACUUGUUACCCGUCACAAAAGAAAAGUACAUUUCAUUCACAAAGCAUGUUAUAAGUACCGCGGAUAAAUUAGACCCGCAAAAUCAUAUAAAGCUACGGUUUAUAGACUCCUACAAAUUUUUAAAUACUAGUCUCGAAAAAUUGGUAUCAUUUCUAGAUAAAGAAAAAUUAAAAAUUGUACGUUCAAAAUUUUCACACUUGUCCGAUGAGGAUUUCGAUUUACUGACACGAAAGGGUAUAUUUCCGUGGAUUGCGUGGAUAAGCUGCAGGACACAUGUUUACCGCCGCGCGAAUCAUUUUUCAGUUCCCUGACCGAUAAC
Molecule: messenger RNA, 905 nt
Organism: Monomorium pharaonis (pharaoh ant)
Lineage: Eukaryota; Metazoa; Arthropoda; Insecta; Hymenoptera; Formicidae
Exons: 1
Coding region: 1-897 (298 amino acids)
Molecular function (GO): nucleic acid binding
Source: RefSeq, a predicted model, not a curated record